CUAUUCCGAGACUUCUUUGUGAAUGGCAGUUGCCCGAGCUUGAAUGAAGUGCGUCGACGUAUAGCGCAUUCGCAGUUGCAGGGUCGUCGUAACGCUAACAGUGUUCGCGCCAAGGUGAAGAGACUGCAAGCCAGUGGUCGAUGGAAGGACUUUGAAGUCCUACCAUGA
Molecule: messenger RNA, 168 nt
Organism: Rodentolepis nana
Lineage: Eukaryota; Metazoa; Platyhelminthes; Cestoda; Cyclophyllidea; Hymenolepididae
Source: the annotation of a GenBank genome assembly